AACGGCCGAAUGUGAUGCUCGUGUGUUCUUUUUCUUUUCGCUCCUUUUUUGCGUCGUUGUCAUUGCAGUGAAAGUGUUUCAUUUGAAAAUUAACUUAGUGAUCGCGAUCGCAAGUAUACCUACUAAAAUAAUGGAAGAGGAUACAGAAAACAUAUUGGUAUCCUGGGAUGUGCCGUCAGAAGUCGUCGAGAACUUCAAAACAACAUCAAACCAGAAGAGUUCAAUUUGCUAGCUGCAAAAAUUGUUUCUCUUUUCCCAACUGAAAGUAUAUAUAUCUACUAUAUGAAAGCUGUGCCAACAUGCAAAUCUGCUUCAAGAAAAUAUGUGCCCGCUAAAGGCAAAUUAGUGGACAAGGUUCGAAAUCUCCUGUACAUAUCAGGAGCAAAGCGCAGGAGCAUUAAAUCCACUUGCUCUAAUAAGGAUUCGGAUACAGAUGUAGAGUCUGUGGAAAAUAAUCAAGAGACUGCCUCAAAUGACGACGCUAUUUGGCUGAAACAUAACAAUGAGCCAUGGGACCAAGUUUGUGAAAGGUGGAAUAACACCUUUGAAUUAAGACACAAACAAAAAUUUGAAACUGUACAUGAUUUUCUCGAAACCUGGGCCAUUUUAAAAGACGGCAAAGCAGAUACUCUGAUACUUUUGGAUUUUGAGAAACAGUUUAAAGAGAAGUCGCUUAACUUCUUUAAAAACUGGGAACUAUUUUUCUCGAAACUUUUGAAGCUUAGAGAAAGUGUCGUGACAAAUGAUAAUGCAAAAGCAUUAAUUGAAGGAUUAGGGAAUAUCAUUGACGAUGACAAAAAAAUUCCGGUGCAGAUUUACCUGCUAGGUUUUUUAAUACCACCCAAAGGCCGAAAAUCUAGGAAAGUCAAGUUCUCAACCACUGAAUCAAUCCAGGGCUUAUUAGUUCAGAUAGAUGACGCCGGAGAUAUCGACAGCGUAAUCGCAGCCCAGAAAGCUAAGGCUGCAGCCCGGAAGGAUACCGUUCAACCCUUCGUGCUCAUACAAGGACCGCUACAAAACUUCGCCCAGAUAUACAUCGUUAUUGAUGAUAUCAAAUACCACGUGCAUUCAGCUGCAAAGGCGUUCGACUUAUUGUUUAAGAUUUAUCACGUUUUCCACGCCAAGUAUCCCCAAGUGUGUGAGCACCUCCACAUAAUUAUUCAAAAAAAGUGUAUCAAAUCCAUACAGCGUAUGAUACAGUACCACCGUAUAUAGUUGACGUUUUAAACUUAGAUGUGUAAAAUUUGGUCUUCGUUUUUUAUAAAAGUUCUUGAAAUGUAAAAAUAUACUAAGGUAUAGAAAUUUCUUUGGUCUUAUGUACCCACUUAAAAAGUAUUUCAUUGUGUAAGGUAUUUGCACCAUCUACAAUUGACGUGAUUUGUUCUAAGUUUGUCUUGUAGAGAAUACUCUGUGGCGUCAACUACGCCUAUCAUUCGAAAAAAGUUAAAUAAAUUCAUAAAAUGCUUUGUUCCGAGUGCAAACUCGAUCUUGGUACUUUUAAAAAUACAUUUUACAUUUGGAACUUAUUCAUAAAAUAAAAACUAAUUAUCAAUGUCCUAUUGAAAAUUGCCAGAGAACGUAUUGUACAAAGUAUUCUUUAAAAGAUCAUUUGACAUUUUUUCAUAAAUUGUUUGAUAAUCGCCGACUUGAUAGUAAGCCAAUAGAAAAAACAUCGCAUCCGAAUUCUCCAAUGUGUACUAAUAUAUCGAUCAAUAAAACUAUAACACAUGAUCCUAUAGAGUUAAACAGUUCUACUAAACUUAAAUCUAAUAGUGAGAACUGUAGCCAAGACAGUGAAAAUGUAACAAUGCAAUUUAAAAAAGAUCUUCACUUAUCUGUUAUACUUCUUAUAUCGAAAUUAUACAGUAAUUUA
This is a messenger RNA of Leguminivora glycinivorella, 1873 nucleotides long. RefSeq lists its product as uncharacterized. The transcript has 6 exons. Lineage: Eukaryota; Metazoa; Arthropoda; Insecta; Lepidoptera; Tortricidae. The coding region runs from base 283 to 1215 and encodes 310 amino acids. The record is from RefSeq and is a predicted model, not a curated record.